AUGGCUCGCUUGGAAGAGAAGAAGAUCGGUCGAUCAAGUCUAGCUCCAUACGGCGAGUCAGUCAAGCGCCAUCUGGAGAGUUUCGAUCUUGAGGCUUCCCUUAACGAGAUGGCCGACGGGUCCGGACGCAUUGCAGAGUUUUCGAAGAUCUACAGACAGCGCGCGCAUGAGAACCAACGCAUUGGCAUGACACCACAGUCAAUGCCCCGGUUAGAAGAGGUCGACGAUAUGCUUAAGCAAAGCGAAAGGAUUCAGAUGUCCCUACAGCGAAUGCGAGACGUCGUUUUCAAUCAUCAACAGGCGAGCAUCGUGGAGCCUCCUCAGGAUCCACGGUACAGACCGAUGAAUGGCUACGAUGACAAUGCAAGCAACUACGGUGACGACAACAAAGGCAUGGGCGGCUUUGCUGGUGGCGAUAACAAGACUCGGAAACGAGGCCGAGCUGCGCCGCCAGGUCGAUGCCAUAGCUGCAAUAGAGCCGAGACCCCUGAGUGGCGAAGAGGGCCAGAUGGCGCCAGGACUUUGUGCAAUGCUUGCGGUCUACACUAUGCAAAGCUCACCCGCAAAAUGGGUGGCAAGCAAGCCAUGACCAGCUCAAACUUACGACCCAAAUCCAUUGACCACGGUUCACCCACGAUGUGA
This is a messenger RNA of Alternaria conjuncta, 642 nucleotides long. RefSeq lists its product as uncharacterized. The transcript is spliced from 3 exons. NCBI's taxonomy places the organism in Eukaryota, Fungi, Ascomycota, Dothideomycetes, Pleosporales, Pleosporaceae. Bases 1 to 642 code for a protein of 213 amino acids. Gene Ontology annotation, molecular function: zinc ion binding; sequence-specific DNA binding. The record is from RefSeq and is a predicted model, not a curated record. Gene Ontology annotation, biological process: regulation of DNA-templated transcription.